This is a messenger RNA of Rosa rugosa (rugosa rose), 881 nucleotides long. RefSeq lists its product as uncharacterized. The record is from RefSeq and is a predicted model, not a curated record. Bases 321 to 881 code for a protein of 186 amino acids. Lineage: Eukaryota; Viridiplantae; Streptophyta; Magnoliopsida; Rosales; Rosaceae. The transcript has 8 exons.
AAUUACAAAAUGGGAUGAAUGUAAUUGUUCAUCUAAAUGAACAUAGCUUGGAGGAACAUAGGGUGUUUCAACCCAUGCUUGAAAACAAGCUGCUGAAAUGUCGAAAUAUUGCACAUUCCAUUGAAACACCCUAUCUUCCUCCAAGUUAUCAUCAUUUAGAUCAACAAUUACCUCCCUCGCAUUCUCUAAUUUCUUUUCCUCAUUACCGCCACCAAUCACUUGCUCCCUAAUCAUACUACCAUUUAUGUACAUAAUAAAGCCACUAAAAUCUAUAAAUAGAAAAGAAGAGUCCGAAUUGGACCUAGGCUUUUCAGCGACCAAUGGCUCAUUUUGAGUUUGGAAUCAGUUGGCUACCAUUUGAUACAACACAACAAUUCCUCUGCAAUACAUUCAUACAGAAUUCAGCAAAAGGAAGCUGCUCUUCUAUAUAUUACCAAAUUAAAGACACACAGAUAUCAGUUGUCAUUGCCACAUGGAUCCAAUUUAAUCCAUAUCAAUUUCUGUCUACUCCAACAAUGAUGUUUUACUGCAUGUUCAGUCUCAAACUGAGAAAAGGUGUUGAUAAUUUCAUCAAAGGUUGCUUGAAUAGUAUCAUCCACACCACCAUCAGAGCUGACAAUUUCAAAAACCAUAUUUUCCAUUUGAUAUUGGACAUGAUGUCAAGUGUUGAUGAUAGAAAAAGUGCAUCCAAGAAUCGACAAUUCAUAGAAAAAGUGCAUCCAAGAUUCGACAAUUCAUUGAAAAAGUUAGUUUUGAAGUUGAAAAUCAAUGUGAAAAUUCCAUGUUCACUUCUUAGUUUUGAAGUUUUGAAGUUGGUACUUGAAAAGUUGUACUCUGGAUUUUUCACAGAUAAAGCUCCAAUCUUCUACAAUUGUUUGUAA